GCCAUUGGCUGUUGGCAGCCCGGCCUCCCGGAAGUGCGGGCAUCGCCCUGGGCGUCUUGGUGGUGGCGAGUGAAGUUUCGGGAGUUGGGGCUCGCGCUGAGGGUGUCUGUCAGCGGCGCUGUUCGGCGGCUUGACGUCCCCAGACGCUGUGCGUUGCGCCGGUGCACCCCAGGAAUUAGUUGCGGAGCUCCAGCCUGGGACAAUGGUGUGCAUUCCUUGCAUCGUCAUUCCAGUCCUGCUCUGGAUCUUUAAAAAGUUCCUGGAGCCGUAUAUAUACCCUGUGUUCAAUCGCUUAUGGCCUAAAAAGCCUAUACAGCAAUCCGGCGAUAAGAAUGCGGGCAACUGCAAGGGUGCCGGUACAAAUGGAUUACCCACCAAAGGACCAACAGAAGUCUCUGAUAAAAAGAAAGACUAGUGUGGUUCUCUCGAAGGCCCCUGGCUGUUUCCAAAUGGACCCGAUAAUUUGAAGCACCUUCUUUGUCUCUGACUUUUUUCUCUGAGACCAGGAUUCUAGAUAAAUAGUUUAGCUUCCACCUGAUACCGAUCAGGGAGUACAUGGUAUUUAUAUUUAAAAUUCCAGUAGUUAUAUUUAAUGAUCUCACCCCAAGUCUCUUUUUCAUUAAAGUAGCUUUCGUUUCUAUUAUUCCGACUUACUAAUAUGAACGACAAGAAGGCCUGUGCGAGCCUGUGCGAGCCGACACCCAGGGCCAGUCGUGACCCUUCACGUUCUUUCUCACGAGUUUGUGAUUUUCACUUCCUGUGGGCUCCUGAGUGGGAUGAGUCUUAGUGCAAAACAGUGCAGGUCCCCGGGAUGCGAUGGAAAGAUGUGAUCACCAACAAAGGCGAUGGCGAGUGAACAGUGGAGAGUGGUCACCGCUCCAAGGAAGUCGGGAAAGGAAGAGGGGCAGCUUCUUUGAAAAUGUGACAUCAACAUUGUGGUCAGUCACACCACUUCUACUCUCUGUACUUCUAGGCCUGACAAUGUAUUAAAUAUCCUUUUAACUUGUG
Molecule: messenger RNA, 1008 nt
Organism: Mastomys coucha (southern multimammate mouse)
Lineage: Eukaryota; Metazoa; Chordata; Mammalia; Rodentia; Muridae
Gene: CUNH18orf32
Product: chromosome unknown C18orf32 homolog
Exons: 3
Coding region: 203-415 (70 amino acids)
Biological process (GO): positive regulation of canonical NF-kappaB signal transduction
Source: RefSeq, a predicted model, not a curated record